Messenger RNA from Lymnaea stagnalis (great pond snail), 8124 nucleotides. Lineage: Eukaryota; Metazoa; Mollusca; Gastropoda; Lymnaeidae. The record is from the annotation of a GenBank genome assembly.
AUGUUCGUGAGUCGCCGGGCCGCAGAUGGAUUACUUGUGUUCUCGGGACAAAAGGUGAAGGACAGAAUGAGUUUGGCGAAAAAGAGAAAAACUGAUGAUUCCUCAGGUAAGGUGCUAAAAAUUUGAUGGAUUUCGAUUUUUUUUUUGAGUUUAAAAAGAAACUAGAUUUAAAUUAACCUUGACAAGGUUUGAAGUGUGUGUGCAGAUGGGGGCAGACACAGGGGGCGGGAUUGUAUAUCAUAGAUAAGAGGCUGGCUUGUCUAAAUCAAGGUCAAGGUCAAGUUUAAGGACGUGUGUCGUUCAGGUCACGUGUCGACCCAGAACUUGACACAUGCACAUGUCAGAAAACUGGCAAAAGUGAUAAACCAACGUAAUCAUAAUAAUACAUGAUGAAGAUGAAGUGUAGUUUUUGAAAAAUUCAGUGAGAUGUACUGAAGUCUACGGAGUAACAGGUUCCUAUAUAUAUAUAUCGGAAAACUUAAAUAAGGUGGGGACUUGAUUAUAGGAUUGAAGUUGGAACAUAUUUUGAUGGCUCUGUAGAAGAAUCAGGAUUCUGAAGCCAGCGCGCCCCACACCCCACCCCGGAAAACAUAUUGUCAAAGUAAGUUUAACCGGCUUCACAGCAUCGAUUGGUGUUCUAUCUACAUUAAACCUAGCCAGCUAGCUUACCGUCGGACAGCUGUCCGAAUGUCGGUACCUGGUAAUACACGAACAACAUUGAAACAUUUCAUCACCCCUACCCUAUCACAACAGGAUAUCUUUGCCGGUCAUUGGAGGGAGGGGGGGAGGCGAGGACAGGCAAAUGGACUGCACUAGUAAAGAGUUUCCAGGAAUACAGGAAUAAUUAAGUUUUAGAACCUUCGUCAAAUAAAAGUUCAUGUUCGUACAGAGUGACUCCAGAUGUGUUUCAAGGACAACUGAAGACUAUGGGUAGGGGAGAAAAGGGGGAUAAUGUCACAUUCAAAACGUCAUGUAGCGCCAAAUGAUCUAUUAUCUGCAAAAAUACAAAGAGCAUAAUUUUCAUCUCAAUGCUUAAUUUUUUAUCAAUGUUUUUGUCGUGUUACGUUUUAUGUGGGCAUCUCAUAGAAUGUGUUGUUGGAGAUACCAUAUUACAAGGUAUCUGAUCUCAUAGAAUGUGCUGGUGGAGAUACCAUAUUACAAGGUAUCUGAUCUCAUAGAAUGUGCUGGUGGAGAUACCAUAUUACAAGGUAUCUGAUCUGUUGGUGGAGAUAUCAUACAACAGGGUAUCUAAUCUCAUAGAAUGUGUUGAUGGAGAUACCAUAUUACAUGGUAUUUGAUCUCAUAGAAUGCGUUUGUGGAAACACCAUACUACAGGGUAUUUCAUCUUACAGAAUAUAUUGUUGAAGAUAUCAUACAACACGGUAUUUGAUCUCGUAGAAUGUUUUGUUGAAGUUACCAUACAACUGGGUAGUUGAUAAAUUUAAGCACAAAUUUUUAACCCAAGACCAAACAGCCAUGUGUUGUUACCAGUAAAAGGAUAAUUGCAUUUGAAGAUAACCUUUUGCUUGUUGGGGGAUUAAAACUCGUAUCUUAUAUCAAUCAAUAUAAUUCUUUUUGUAUUGAAUUGUUUCUUUAAAAAUACCGCAAGUGCUUUCGGUGCGCAAUAUUUCCUUUUGCUGUACGGAAAUAGUCUGAGUUUAUUUAUAAUGUAACAAACCUGCGGCGCUUAUGGGGGGUGGGGAAUCAGAAUAUAAAAUAAAAAUCUGUAAAAAACACAACAUCACUUACUCUCUCAGGUAUGCAGAUUGAGUUUGCUCAUACAGUGCGAGACCUGGGUGUCUAUUUAGACAUAACACUUACUAUGGAAAAUCAUAUUAACAUGCUUUGCAAGGCAAUUUUCCUAGAGCUGCGCAGGAUUAGUCAUAUCAGACCUUUCUUAACGUUAGAUGCAUCAAAGAGGCUGAUGUCUGCAUUUGUGCUAUCACGCAUGGACUACUGCAAUGCUCUCAUGGUGGGUCUCCCAGCUACGCUCCUGGAUAAAAUUCAAAGAGCACAUAAUAAUGCGGCUCGCAUUGUUCUUCACAAACGCAAAUUAGACCAUGGUAAAACACUUCUGAGAGAGCUGCACUGGCUGCCGGUCCGCGCUCGCAUAGAGUACAAAUUGCAACUUUGUGCUACCGCUGCUUACAUGACCCGGCGCCAUCAUAUCUCAAAGCACUCAUGACGCCUUAUGUACCCACUGGUGAGCUCAGCUCAUCCGAUAGUGGCAAAAUAUCGAUACCUUGUGUUCGCCUUGAGACUAACUGAAAGCGCACUUUUGCAUUUGCCGGCCCAACAAUUUGGAACACCCUUCCAGUCGCUCUCAGAAACAGCCAGACACUGGAGUCCUUUAAAACCGAUUUAAAAACAAAUCUAUUUCGCCAACACCUUCUGGGGUGUUGCUAUCUACCAUCUUUUUCAGUUAAUGUAUAUUGGCCUGUGUUGCUUAUAGUUGAAACGGGAUGAAAGGCUUUGACUUGGUAUGCUCGUAUGUAGUUUUAUAUUAUUGCGUCUGUUUUUUUUACUGUGGUAAAUUUUAGAUUGAUUUUAUUUCUCUUUAUAAUGUGGUUGACUUUGUACCACGAUUUGAGCUUUUGGGGAUGAAGCGUGUUUUUCAAAUAAACUUUAUUAUUAUUAUUUUUUUAAAGUGUUCGGUGACGUACAUCGGGGGAGUGGGGGUAGGACUAAUUUGAAUUCUUAUGAAGUGCGUUACUCAAAUGCAUGUUUGGUCAAGUAACUUUUGUAGAUGGGAAGUUCACGCAUCGGCGACGCCCUUGGUUUGGUGGGUUAUAACCAGUUGUACAAUGUUUCCGUUUCCGAAUAAGAAACAUUCUGAAAGAAUUCAGUUUUUAUUGUAGAAAAUUACUUGUGUAAAAAAAAAAAAAUACGCACAUCUUUGAACUGCUGGGUACAGAGUGGUCCAGACCAAGACUUACUAAACAUGCAGUUACAAUGGAAGCACAAGAGAUUUGUUGUUAUGUAAUAGGAGUAUAAGGGAAAUAAGAUAUUAAAUGCGUUACGAGUUUGCGACCUCUUUAAUCUGUUUUCUCAUAAAACCCUUUCGUGGGCUCUUAACUUUGAAAAUACAAAAUUUCACUCUGUGUAGAGUGAAAAUAAAUCAUUGACACAUUUUCCAGAAAAAUAGGAUUUUCAGAUUAUGAAAUGAAGCUUUAUGGCGGUCUCUUUAGAAAAGUGAACUCUUGGGUUUUUGAGCUCCCAAUUGUAGCUUGUUUGGUCCAUGCACAUUGAAUUGCUUGUUUUGUCUAUGUACAUUGAAUUGCUUGUUUUGACCGUGUGUAUUGAAUUACUUGUUUUGUCCAUGUGCAUUGAAUUGCUUGUUUUGACCGUGUGUAUUGAAUUGCCUAUUUUGUCUAUGUACAUUGAAUUGCUUGUUUUGACCGUAUGUAUUGAAUUGCUUGUUUUGUCCAUGUGCAUUGAAUUGCUUGUUGUGACCGUGUGUAUUGAAUUGCUUCUUUUGUCUAUGUACAUUGAAUUGCUUGUUUUGACCGAAUGUAUUGAAAUGCUUGUUUUGUCCAUGUGCAUUGAAUUUGCUUGUUUUGACCGUGUGUAUUGAAUUGCUUAUUUUGUCUAUGUAAAUUGAAUUGCUUGUUUUGACCGUAUGUAUUGAAUUGCUUGUUUUGACCACGUGCAUUGAAUUACGUGUUUCAUGUUACGCAGAUCUAUCGCCGGACCUAGUGGCGCAGUACCUCAGACAGAACCCGGAAGUGCUCGACCAGUACGUCGCCAGCAAUGUCAGCGCAGAGAGGAUAGACAAGUGGCUUCAGGCCCGACCAGUUGUUCCGUAUUCUAGACAUUUUAAUUCCCAGUCUCAUACGCCAACUCUAAAUGGUAAGAACAAAAACAUGUGGGCUCUAAACGCCGCUGUUCAUUCUUUGCUCUAUGCAAAACAUUCAUUGUUCAUUUUGUUUUUGUUAAAGGGACUUUCAAUUUAAGUGGAAAGCCACACCAGCUGUAUAAGUGUGUCACCAUCAUUACCCGCUCGUUAUUAAAGAUCUUGAGAGUAUUUUUGGUUUAAUUGGGCGCAUGACACCGCCUCAUAUUAUUUCCACGCCUCCAUUUUUCAUUCUCUAUAACAGCGGUUCUCAACCUGUGUUUUGUGACCCCUAGGGGAGUGGGGGGAGGGGUUUCUAACGACCCUAACACAGGGGGUGCGUAAGACCAUCGGAAAAAAACACAUAUUUAUGAAGAAGCCACGAAAAUAAUUGUAUGGUUGGGGGGUCACUACAACAUGAGGAACUGUGUUAAAGUGUCACGGCAUUCGGGAGGUUGAGAACCAUUGCUCUAUCAUCUUCCUGUUUCUUUAUUUUUAACUUUAUAUUAAAAAAUCCCAUAAUUUUUUAUCGUUUGUUAUUUCUAUUUUUUAAUGACGGUUCUCAUUUUAGAUUUUUUUUAUAUUUAUAAACAUCCUUUCAUAAAAUAUUCUCACUUGUCAAGUUAAAAAUAAACCUUGAAAUGAUAGUUGUAUCAUAUGCAAGCCCCCCUCCCCCACAUCCACUGGGGCCAAACGAUCAUUGUAUCUGACCUAAGGUAUUGCAAUUCGCCACGAUAUAUAUGUCUGCAGUAUCUACUUUAUUUACGUCAUGACACCAUAAACUAAUACGCUAACUCCAAAGAGUUUUCUCUUACACCUGUCUUAUUCUCCACAGGUGAACACACGCCGGAAAAAAGAGUUGCAUUGUCCAAAUGGAAAGUAAGGAUUAGAGUUUAUCCUGGAUUAUCCUUUUUUUUUUUUUUUAAAUUUAAACUGAUAACGAAUCACCAUUACUAUGAGUUAAAAUGUAUAAAAAAAUUAUUAUUAUCAUCUCUUAAUAUUCUAAUGGCCUCCCAUCUUUUACACUUUUUUUUUUUUUUUUUAAAUUUAAACUGAUAACGAAUCACCAUUACUAUGAGUUAAAAUGUAUAAAAAAAUUAUUAUUAUCAUCUCUUAAUAUUCUAAUGGCCCACCAGCUUUUACACCACCGAUUUAUUCCACCAAAUAUUUCAUUAAAACAAAUUUAAAUAUUACGCACCAAACGCACUUGCGAUAUUUUUAAAAAAAGGAAUCUCAUUUAGCGCACUUAUCGGGAAUUUUAUUUGAUCAUAUUAGAGGCAUAUUUCAUUUAUCUUCCCCUUGAAAAAAAAAAGGAAAAACUUAUUUUGGGGGGCUGGGAUUGGGUAGGUGGGGGGGGGGGGCUGAACAUUUGCUAGAAUAUGUUGUCAUCGGCAAUGAUUCUAUAUGCCAGGUUUCAGCUCGAUAAUUUGACGGCAAAGGGGUCAUUGAGCCGUCCGAAGAUUUUGCUCUAAACAAUUAAAAGUGAAUGAAAAGAAUUUAAAAAAAAAAAAGUUAAUCUCUAAUUGUCGACAACAAAAAUAAAUUUAAUGAAAGGAUGAGCUUCUUAGCUUAGCUGUUCGUGUUAGGGUUAGGGUUAGGGUUAGGGGAGGUAAUUGUUUCUUACAUAUUUUGUAUAAAUUAUUAGCAAAAUAUUCUAUUCAAUGUAUAUUUAGAUAGAAGCUUUUCUUGUCACACAAUGGCGGUAACAAGAUUACAUAUUCUAAGAUUACUUCAAGUUAAAAAGACGCUUAUCUAAAAGAGAAUGACUUGGGUUUUUCUUUCCAGACCAGACUUCAAACCAGCAAAGGUCGCGUGCUGCAGGAGCUGUCCAAAGAGUUCCACCACACGAGCGGGAAGGUCAUGGUGCUGCUGGAGCUGGCCGCAUGUGUGGCUUCAGGUAGGUGUUCCACCUGCAUUGUGAAGUGUGUGGACCCAGGUAAAUGUUCCACCUGCAUUGUGAAUUGUGUGGUCCCAGGUAGUUUUUCGACCUGCAUUGUGAAGUGUGUGGUUCCAGGUAGGUGUUCUUCCACCUGCAUUGUGAAGUGUGUGGCCCCAGGUAAAUGUUCCACCUGCAUUGUGAAUUGAGUAAUCCCAGGUAGGUGUUCCACCUGCGUCGUGAAUUGUGUGGUCCCAGGUAGGUUUUCCACCUGCAUUGUGAAUUGUGUGGUCCCAGGUUAGUGCUCCACCUGCGUCGUGAAUUGUGUGGUCCCAGGUAGUUGUUCGACCUGCAUUGUGAAGUGUGUGGUCCCAGGUAGGUGUUCAUCCACCUGCGUCGUGAAGUGUGUGUCCCCAGGUAGGUUUUCUUCCACCUGCAUCGCUCUCAGGUAGCUCUCAGUACAUGUCUGAUCAGUUUUAAUGACAAACCAUGCUUAUAUCCAUUUGUAGAGUUGUGUCAUACAUAUUAGACAACCACUAAAUCCUAUAUAUGCAUUUUAAAAUUAUUUAUUUUAUAUUAAUUUCCUAAUGUCCAACCCGCUUUUACAACACAGAUUUAUUUCACCAACUACAAUGAAAAAAUAAAUAUAUUACGAAGCAAACGCACUUGCGAUAUUUGAAAAUUUAAAAAAAAAAUUCUGAUCAGCAACGAAGUUUCAACUCGAUACUUUGACAAGAAGUGGGUCAAUUAGCCGUCCGAAGAUUUCGCAACCCAGCCAAAAAAACAAAAAACAACAAACACAAUAACAAAAGCGAAGCAUUUCUGAUAAAGGAUUUAAAAAAAUGCUAUUUGUUAAGCAAAGAAAGCAUCAAUUAGAUCUCCAAUGUAAAUGAAGAUAUAAUGAUUGAUAUAAUUAUGUAAUAUAUUAUAUAACUUACUUUCAAAAAUUUUGUUGUACUCUGUGUUUCAGCAAUUGGCUCCGACUCCUAUACUCUCUACUCUUGUGAUCCGGACAAGAAGGUAAUGUUGGAAUAAUCGGCUAUCGUUUUCGCUUUACCAUCAUGUCGUUGCUUCAUAUAACACGUCCUCAAUAAAACACUGGCAGCACGUAACACAUUAGGUUUUGCCUGUUAUCUUUGUUUGUUUGUUUUGUUGUUUGUUGUUGUUUUUUGUUGCUGUUAUGGGGAGAGUCAAGACGGUUGUUGAUUUUCUGGGCUACAAAUAAUUCUUGUCAAAUACGGGGUUGAAAUACCCCACAAUUUUUGCUGCAUUUGGUUACUUUUGGCCCUUGUUACCAACGAAACAUUUUAAUUUCAGCUAUUCGGCAUACAACUUGAUAGUCGUUAAUAUUUUUAUUUUCCCCCUUUUUUUCAGGAGAUGAUUCGGUUAUCAAAAAAUGAAAUGUAAGUCAUUCAAAUUUAAAGACAAGCUUCCCAUUUCAAUCCUAUUUUUUUCAUAUUACACUAUCAGAUUUGAUGCAAACACAUCGCUUAAUUUUAAACUCACUUACGCCUUACGUCUUAAUUAGUUCAUGUUUCGAUUCUAGCGGUGAGGUGGUGUUCGGAUCCAAAGAGCAGAUAAUCCUGGGUACUUCGGUGGCAGCCGCGGUGGCGUAUUCCAAAGAACCAACACGGUUGCAGGACUUGUUAGAAGUGAGUUGUACAAGUCUCAUAAGUCAAUAAACUUUUUUUUUUCCUUCUUUAGUUAUUUUUUUUUAAAAUUAAUGUAUUCAUUAUUUUUUGUGUAGAUACAAUGGGGAUUAUGGAAAGUACAACAAGGUGCGGUGCAGCUUGACAUAUGGCUAAACAACUUAUCGCCAGCUUUAGAUAAAAAAUAAACAAUUGAACAAGUCGUAUUUAAGUUUCCAGCUUUGAGGGGAACCUAAUGUUUUUUGGGGGGUUCAUUUCUAGUUCUCUAAUGAGAUCUGUGUCGUGAUGUAGACAAGAAAAAGUAUAUUUAGGUAUGAAAAUCGAAACCAUAAAAGUACGAAAUCUUACCUGAGAUCCGGUGAUGGGUGUAUGACUCCUACGGUUAGUACGCCCACCCGCCCUCACUCCCCCAGAAUAGGUUUUGUAAAGGUUUCAUUUAAAGUGCGUCUGCCUCUUCACUGGUUUCAUUUACAAUCUGCCACUUCACUGAUAGCCACAGAUGGAAAGCUUUUUAACACACACGAUCUAUUCAAUCCAUCACUUCAUAUCCCCUUCACAAUUCAUUAUUUUUUGGUCUAACGUUACGAUUCAGGCCCUGGAAUUAGGCAGCUUCAUGUUUUUCUUCUCUUUUCUUAGCUCACCCAAUGUAUACACUAAGCGCAUUAACCUCUUUGAAUGCCUUUCAGGUACGACAGCCCGAGGUCCUCGGAGUCAGUGACAGUACGGCUGAAUCCCUCAUGGCACUGCCUAUCUUAGAUGAUGCCGAC